UACAUAUCCAUUGCCUGUCCUCUGAACUUUGAGACAGCCGCAAGCAUCACUCUAAGAUAUGCAAUAGACUGGAAAUUAAACAAAAGCAACGCUUCAGUACAACAGUCUCUUUCCACAAACGGACAACAUGGAUUUUUACCAUCUAUUCUGUUUAACGUGCCGAACAACGAUGUCCUCACCGAGAAUCCUCUUCAUGCUGUUGUUGUUGUCAAUGUACACAUAUCAAGGAGAAAUGACAGAGACACUGUGCGGUGGUGAACUAGUGGACACUUUGCAGUUCGUGUGUGGAGACCACGGCUUUUAUAUCAGCAGGCCAAGCAGAUCAAACAGCCGCCGUCAACAGAGAGGGAUAGUGGAGGAAUGCUGCUUUCGGAGCUGCGAGCUGCGUCUGCUGGAGCAGUACUGCGCGAAACCUGCGAAGUCCGAGCGGGAUGUUUCCUCCACAUCCCUGCAGAUCUUCCCA
Misgurnus anguillicaudatus (oriental weatherfish) is the source of this 463-nucleotide messenger RNA. NCBI's taxonomy places the organism in Eukaryota, Metazoa, Chordata, Actinopteri, Cypriniformes, Cobitidae. The record is from RefSeq and is a predicted model, not a curated record.